AAAAGACACUUGUUGCUCUUCCGAGCGGGGUCACGGCCCAGCCGGCGGGAGCCGGGUUUGGAGAGUCCGGGGCACUCGGAGAAUCCGGGUAACCCCGGCUGGAGCCAUGUCCCGGAACCUGCACACUGCUCUCAUUUUCGGUGGCUUCAUCUCCCUGAUCGGCGCCGCCUUCUACCCCAUCUACUUCCGGCCCUUAAUGCGGCUGGAGGAGUACAAGAAGGAACAAGCCAUUAAUCGAGCUGGUAUUGUUCAAGAAGACGUGCAGCCACCAGGGUUGAAAGUGUGGUCGGAUCCAUUUGGCCGGAAAUGAGAAGAUGAACACCACCUCUAGUGAUGCAAGUAGACAGAGACGUCAUGCUUUCAGUUCUGCAGCAAGCGCAAUAAGUCACCUGGCUAGGGAACACUGGCUGGAGCAGAAAACUCUAGAAGGCCAUAAAGAGUCCUGUGCAUGAGGAUUACGUCCCUUCUUAAAAGAACCCUGGAACAAAUCAUGCUAUUAGGAGGGUUUUCAUGAUUUGGUUUCCUUUCUAAAAAUGAAGCUGUCUCACUCAGCUGGGCUUGAAGGCUAUCUACAUAUUAUUGAGUCUCUACCUCUUAGCCAGCCACGCUGUGAUGUGAAUACAAGCAACCAGUAGACUGGGAAAGAUCCUAGACUGUUCCAUCCUCCAAAUAGGAAAUUUCAGGGGAAAACUACCAUAUUGAGCAGCCUCAUAGGGCUCUUUGAAAAGGUUAAAG
This is a messenger RNA of Dama dama (fallow deer), 735 nucleotides long. Its product is annotated as small integral membrane protein 20-like. The record is from RefSeq and is a predicted model, not a curated record. NCBI's taxonomy places the organism in Eukaryota, Metazoa, Chordata, Mammalia, Artiodactyla, Cervidae. The transcript has a single exon. Gene Ontology annotation, cellular component: mitochondrial inner membrane. Gene Ontology annotation, biological process: mitochondrial respiratory chain complex IV assembly. The coding region runs from base 107 to 310 and encodes 67 amino acids.